Staurois parvus is the source of this 284-nucleotide messenger RNA. The record is from the annotation of a GenBank genome assembly. NCBI's taxonomy places the organism in Eukaryota, Metazoa, Chordata, Amphibia, Anura, Ranidae.
AUGGGUCCCUGUACGGCCUCCCAUUGCUGCUGUCUCCAUCGCCACACUCUGCCAUGUGCCACUUUCAGGUCUCCUCACACUGCUGCGGUGUUCCAUUUUGUCAUAGGUUGCUGGCAGAUUACGGGCCUCCCAUAGGUGCCGCCACAGUGGCCCAAAUGUAAUCUGGCCAUGGGCCCCCGUACCGCCGCCUGGUCAUGCUGCUGCCUGAGUCCCACAGUGUCUCACCUGGGUCCCUGUACGGCCUCCCAUUGCUGCUGUCUCCAUCGCCACACUCUGCCAUGUGC